Cooperia oncophora is the source of this 1917-nucleotide messenger RNA. NCBI's taxonomy places the organism in Eukaryota, Metazoa, Nematoda, Chromadorea, Rhabditida, Trichostrongylidae. The record is from the annotation of a GenBank genome assembly.
CUGUUUAGAUUCCGCUCGUGCAACCUCACGUGUCGUUUGGAUGGUCGAUGGUCACCGUGGUCAGAUUGGUCACCUUGUUCACCCACCUGUCACCGAUUUCGUACCAGGACCUGCACAUCGCCACCUCCAAUCAAUGGCGGUCGGCCAUGUGUAGGACGUGAACUGGAAACUGUACCAUCUACUGUGUUCCAUCCUCGGCGCCGCAACCUCGACUGCCCAACGAUGCGACUGUCUACGCUGGAUUGGCUUGUGUUCUUGUCCUGCUGGCCAUCAUUAUGGCCCUGUGUACUGCCCUUCUUUGCAAGAGGAAUCGUGGCAAGAAAGGGCAGCGUGAAGAACAUCUACUACGCAGAAAGUGGAGCCGACGAAUGUAUAAAGCCGCCGCCACCAGUCGGUUCGCAGUUCUUCACUCUUGGAAGCACAUGUUCUCCGUCACCAUUGCAUCCAUCAAUGACAUUACGAUCAGGGAAAAGCGGAUACAGUGGCUAUUCUGCGAACCGGAACGCUGGUUCACGUGCAGCUCUAAUCACUGAAUGCUCGUCAAACUCGUCCUCAGGCGGCAAACGGACACUCGUUCGGACGAGUUCUAACUAUUCAGACGACGAGAAUUACGCCACUCUUUAUGACUAUCUGGAUGAGAAAGCCGUUGGCUGUCUCGAAUCUUCACAAGCAGUACUAGCCGCACAAGUCGAUCAGAGCGGCGCACGAUUACAGCUUCGUAAAUGUGGUGCGUCGUUGUUAAUACCGGAAAACGCAUUGAACUCGGACAGAAUGAUCUAUCUGGCGGUUUCCGAUCAAAUUAUCGACCGUCCUAAACUACAGCCUGGAGAAUCAGCGCUGUCAUCAGUAGUGGUGCUCGGUGAAUGUGAGGGUGAGCCGGCUAGUCCGGCUCGGCUACUGUUGAAGCCUUUGAUUCUUUCGAUUCGACACUGCGCCUCGGUGUUCCCACGUGAUAACUGGUCCUUUAUCCUGUAUGCGGACGAAGGGUUCGGGUGGCAGCGAGUGCUGACGGUUGGUGAGGAAAAUCUGAACUCGACGAUGUACGUCCACAUGGAGAAGCCGGGACGGAGUGAUGGUGGAAUGGGUUGGUGUCACGUGAUGCUGGACAACUUUGCCAGGGUAAUGUUGGCCGGUCGACCACGACGAGCCUCAGCCGCUGCAUGCAAACGAGUUCACCUGGCCGCCUACGGACCAUCGGAGCGACCUCGAACGUCCAGCUUUGAUCUGCGGGUCUACUGUGUGCCGGAGACUGGAGCCGCCAUGGAAAGCGUUGCGAAGCAGGAACAGCAUGGACGGUUACUUGCGGAAUCCGAGCACUUUUUGCUAAACGAGAAAGGUGAUCUCUGUUUCUGUGUCGAGGAUGUCUCCGAAGGCUUCUCCACACGUGGAUCAGCGCUCGUGGAAAUUCCGGACACUCAUCAUCAAUGGUGCAGUCAAAAUGGUCUGCACUGUUCGAUUACUGUAUGUAGCGACAUGAAGCGGUCGGUGGACGACUUCAUGGCUCGUAUUGUCAUCUAUCAGAAGACGAACAACGCCGAGCGACACGUAUUGCAAGUACGGUUCGAAAACAACAUCUACGACAAACCACCAGCAGAAGAAGAUCGUGUCGUGACGACGGACUUCAACCUUCCUGUCGAAGUAAAGGACGAGUUAUCCCAACUACUCGACCCUCCUACGGAUCCAGACCGUGACUGGCGAGGUCUGGCCAAGAAGCUUCACACUGACAGAUACAUCCAGUACUUCGCCACUCGUCCUGGCUGUUCUCCCACGACUUUACUGCUCGAUCUGUGGGAAGCCAGGGAAUGCGGAUCGUUACGAGCCGCUCAUGACUUGUUACAAACGUUGCGAGUAAUGGGACGGCCAGAUGCCGUCGCACUGCUCGAGCAGUACCUCUCACAUUUCUCAUACGUUACCUAA